Mus musculus (house mouse) is the source of this 3801-nucleotide messenger RNA. It is a transcript of the gene Lsm6, whose product is annotated as LSM6 homolog, U6 small nuclear RNA and mRNA degradation associated. Gene Ontology annotation, molecular function: RNA binding. Gene Ontology annotation, biological process: mRNA splicing, via spliceosome. Gene Ontology annotation, cellular component: cytoplasm; Lsm2-8 complex; nucleus. The coding region runs from base 216 to 458 and encodes 80 amino acids. The record is from RefSeq and is marked validated. Lineage: Eukaryota; Metazoa; Chordata; Mammalia; Rodentia; Muridae. The transcript is spliced from 5 exons.
CGCUGAUUGGGUGAGAUGGGAAAGCCGCUGCCGGGGGCGGUUUCGGUUUUCGGCGCGCGCGUCCGCGGAAGCCCGGCCUGUGAGCGUUCUGGAUCCGGCUGCAAGAUGAGCCUGGGGCCGUGACAGGUGAAAUGGUGAUGAGUUACGCAAGCUGCACAGAUAAUUAAGUAGCAGAGAUUAGAACUCAGGUUUCCUGCCUCCCAAGGUUGUUAAACAUGAGCCUGCGGAAGCAAACCCCUAGCGACUUCUUAAAGCAGAUCAUCGGACGGCCAGUUGUGGUGAAAUUAAAUUCUGGCGUGGAUUAUCGAGGGGUCCUGGCCUGCCUGGAUGGCUACAUGAAUAUAGCCCUGGAACAGACAGAGGAGUAUGUAAAUGGACAGCUGAAGAAUAAGUACGGAGAUGCGUUCAUCCGAGGAAACAAUGUGCUGUACAUAAGUACACAGAAGAGGCGGAUGUGAAGACACCAGGAGGCAGUGCUCUUCAGAGAUGGAUAGAUGAAGUGGUUUUGGUUCUCUUACCAUCUUAGUUGGCCUGUUUUCAUGGUGGCUGGUGGGGGUUUGUUUGUUUGUUUGUUUAAUUGACAUUGGAAUAAGAUAGAGGUAUUGCAUUACAGAUCGACUCUUAAGUUUUUCACAUUUAUGUCUCAGUCUUUAUCAUUUCUGCCUGUACAGAAUGCUAAAACUAAAACAGUUUGUUUCUCCAGGAUUAUUUUACCUAAGAUUCCUGCCCUGUCAUUCCAUUGGUUGAUUACGUAUUCAGCUGACUAAGUGGUACAUCCCGGAACCUGUGAUCAAGCAUUCUGGAGGCAUCCUUUGUCUCUUUCUCUACUCACCAUCCGUACCAUUUAAAGCAGGUAGAUAGAAAGUCAUAUGGUUUCAGCCUUGGGCUAUAAAGGGACAAGAGGUCAGAAAAUCAGCUGUUUAUUUAGUCACCUAGUUAGUGGUGGUAUCUCCACAAAGGAGUGCAACUGUAGAGUCAGGAAUUGGAAAGGUCAGCCACGUGAGGUGAGACACUGCCUGGAAGCCUCCUGUGCAGUUAGACUCUUCAUGUUAACUUGCUCCCUGUUGAGAGUGUUGGUGCAAUGGCUGGUUACGCCAGCCAGGGGAGGAGCUCUACUGUUCCUGAGAAACUGGCUGUGGCUGAGGUGGUGCAAGCCCAGAGUGCUUAGACUCAGUUUCCAGGCACUGAGCUUCGGCUGCGAAAGUUUCUCCUGCUUUUUGCUUUAGCAAGUGGCCUUGGGGAAAGGGUUGUAUUCUUGGCCUUCAGGUCACGUGACUCCCGCUGAGCGGGCUUGUGCUGUCUGUGGACUGUGUGUGGGUGCUUUGGUUGCAUGGACGCUAGGGCUUUCCUUACCCUCCUUCAAUCUAAACAGAUCCCUGUCUCGGGAGGUCGGACAGUUUUAGAGCAAUUGCCCGGCUGGAGGAAGUGGAGGCAGAUGGACAGCUAAGGAGGGAGGGUGUGCUUUCUGGAGAGGUGUAUAUAUGGCAUUUGUCUAAUUUAAAUAGUAAUCAGAAACAAUUAAUAACUCAGGAAAGAGAGGAGUAAGGUUUGAUGGUGUGCACACUGAAAAUAAAACACUUUAUCCUAAGCUUCAGUAAUUCAUCACUUCCUGACAGGGGCUUGCAAAGGCACCAGUGUGUAAGUACAAAUCACCAAUUUGCUCUUUUAUAAAUGGCUUCUUUAAAGGAGAAAAUGGAUGUCUCUCGGAGUGGAGCACACAUGUUCUCAUUUGUUUUUUAGAGUGUGUGAGGCCGCCAGGUUACUGCAUCCCUUCAUUCAUCCCCUCAGCUGCCCUGAAAGCAGCCCUGCUGUUAUCUCCAGCAGUCUGUAACAUCCCGGCUCUGCUCAUUUCUUCCCUGACCUCCCCUCCAGCCUGCAGGUCUUUAUUUCCCUCUUGCCAUUUCUAGCUUAAUAGCGCUACUGCAGAAUAUUGUUUUCAUCCAUGGAACCGCUUUUAAUCAAGAUGGACUUUGGGAAAUGCUACCAUUUUUAUGGUAAUAACCAUAUUAUGCAUCUGGACCAGCACAUGUUGUCCCCUGUGCAUACCUUCUUGUGAUAGAAUUCUGAAACAAAUUGUAAAUGGUAAAAUUACUUUUUUUUUAACUGUAGUCUCCUCGUGGUCUGUGAAUGGUUUUCAGUUGGAUGGUAGCAAAGACAAUUGUUGUAGGGUGAAAAUUUUUCACUUGAGUAAAUACAUUUUCCGUGUCCCUAUGCCCCCAACCACAGUUGCCACCAUCUUUCUCUUGGGCCGUGACAAAACAGAAUGUCUAGCAGGAAACAGAACUUGUGCUUGCUUUCCAGACUAUCUGCCUUCAUAUUUUGUUUUGGUCUGUGAGCUAUUCCUUGGCUAAUCUUGCAGACUGAAUCAAUUCUUACUUCAAAAGUGUUUAUCCCAAACAGAGCUGUAGACGAGUACAAAUACAGAUGGCGGCCAUGUGGUCUGAACCAUGUUCCCCCUCAGCCUGCAGACAGGGUUCACAUCUUGAGCAUCAUGUUUGAGGCCAUAUGUAAUGCAUGCGAGGAGUUCCUAAUGAUGUGACAGAUAGUAACAAAUGCUUAAGGGAUUUCCUCAAGGUUGGAAACAGCAGCAUCGACUUAAGUGUGAGCCGCAUCACCCUGGAGGCUACAGUCAGCUUCAUUAGAAACAAGCACUGUGGGAAAACUGUCUUUGAUAUUCACAGUGCCUCUUGGAUGACAGCAUUCCAGGCCAAGGAGCCAGUCUGUCCCUCAGUGCAGAUUAGCAUACAUGCCCGUCUUUACAGUGACUUUUGGUUUAAGAGAAAAUGGUGUAUUGGCUUGUUCCUCUUGUGGGAAGAUCUCAACCUUGGAGUUCUCAUAGCCAAUCUAUGCUUGUCACGUUUUAUUUGUUUUUCCUGCCCCAAAACAAAUUAUUGGUGAAAGAAGCCAACUGCAGUUUUUCCCUCACGACCUUCAAGCGGCUGUGCUCCACAGCAGCUACCUGUUCUAAUCAGCUGGCUUCUGAGAGUACACGGCUAGGUGUGCUCUGAUCUGAAUAAUGUCCAGCAGGGGGUUUUAUCCCAGGAGCUGCUGCCGUGUCUACUGUAGUUGGCCAAGCAGUUAUGAGUGUUUCCAUUGAUCAACCAUUUGUGAUUCCACAAAGUCUUGCCUAAAGGACAGGGUGGACAGUAUGCACCUCUUAUGUAAUAGGGCAAGAGACAGCCUCAAGUGAUGCUUGCUUAUUGUCUUAGUUGUUACUGCUGUGAACAGACACCACGACCAAGGCAACUCUUAUAAGGACCACAUUUAACUGGGGCCGGCUUACAGGUUCAGAGAUUCAGUUCAUUAUCAUCAAGGCAGGAACAUGGCAGCAUCCAGGCAGGCAUGGUGCAGGAGGAGCUGAGAGAUCUACAUCUUCAUCUGCAGGCCACUAGGAGAAGACUGGCUUCCAGGCAGCUAGGACAAGCUAAAGCCCACGCCUCAGCGACACAUGUCCAAAGAAGUGCCACUCUCUGGGCCAAAAUUCAAGCCACCACACUUACUUUCUUGAAAAGUUAGAGGAGCUAACUAGGGAGGGGAGUUGGAAGAAAUGAUGUUGAUGAUCAGCGCCCACUGAAUGGCAGCUGUGGACAGGAUCUAUGUGGUACCCUAAAUGAAUAAGUGAGAUACUACCCCCUGUGCACGAUAGGAAGUCACUUGCAAGUCUGGCUAUUUAUAGGAGAAAGUACCUGACACUGUCUUUUUAGAUGGGACAGGAUUUUAAAAUAGUUCAUAAAUGCAUUUGAUGUCUCAGCUAUGUUCAUACCUUAAAAUUUCAGAUAAACUUGGAACUGGAAAACCUUG